AUGAAGAUGGAGUCUCUGUUACCAUAUUUCACAGCUCAGGGCAGCUCCAGAGUCGGCAUGUUCAACACAGCUAUGGGGAGGUUACAGCGGCAACUCUACAAAGGAGAAUAUGAUAUAUUCAAGUAUGCACCGAUAUUUGAGAGUGACUUCAUCCAGAUCACCAAACGGGGGGAAGUGAUCGACGUGCACAAUCGGGUCCGAAUGGUGACCUUGGGCAUCGCGUGCACCAGCCCCGUUCUUCCACUCCCUGAUGUCAUGUUACUGGCCCGACCAGUCCCAGGCUGCGAGAACAUUGCUGGAUGUGGCCAGGCCACCAAGGGCAGAAACCGCAAGGCUGCAAAGACCUUGGAGCUGACGAGGCUCCUUCCCUUGAAGUUCAUGAGGAUCUCUGUUCACAACUGUGAGAAACAACAGCUGCGCCUGAAGUUUGCCACUGGCCGUUCUUGUUACCUGCAGCUGUGCCCGCCUCAGGAAGCCCAGGACAACCUCUUUACCUAUUGGGAAAAACUGAUUUACCUCCUGAGACCACCUGUGGACAGUAACAGCAGUACCUAUGCCAUCCCAGCGGAGGACAUGAUGUACAUGCCCAUGUUGGAUGAAGAGACCAAGACUAGUCUGGCAGCUGCAGAUGCCCAAGGAAAGGGAGACCCAGACCAGGUCAGCAUCAGGAGCCUCCAUCUGGUCACAGAUGUGAGUGGGGUCACCUCUGCUGCUUUUGUUGGUGGGGAGGGAAGCCAUCAUGAUUCCCAGAAAUCCAAUAUCAUGCCCAGUGGAUCCAUCACCAAAACCAGACCUAAAGACCUUGCCAAAGAGUUGCCAACAGGGACAAGAGUGGUGACAGGGGCAGGGAGCAAAGCAGGCACUCUGAGCUUGGUGGCACCCAGGUCUCUAGGCUCUGGACAGAUAAACACUGCAGGAGGGGUUGCCAUGGGUGCAAAAGGAAGCAAAAGCCAAGUGACCAUUGCAAGUGCUGGCAAGACGUCCCCCAGAAGCAUUCAGGCCGCCUUGGCAGGUGCAAUGAGCAAAUCCUUGGAGUACAUUUCCAGUGCGUCGACCAGCCUCUCCCAAAAAGACAGCAGAAGUGUGGUGGCUGCAAGAGCAGAAGCUACAAGCAGGUCUGUCAGAAAAGCAGCAAAUGAUCCAGCAGCAUUAGCUCUCACCUUGACCUUGCCAAGUGAAAGCCAUUCAGAUGGACAGAAUGGGAAGCAGAGGGCCUCUGAGGCCAGUGCCGGGGCCCAUAAGGACAAGAGGGAGAGAAAGGAGCGGAGAGAAAAAGAGAGAGCUGCUGGCAGGAGUUCCCAUAACCCCAAAGCAGAAGGUCUGCGCAAGGCAGCAGCAGAUAAGGCAGAUCGAAAAUCACCCAGCCACAGAGCCGCCCAAGAUGCUAAGGAGAAAGGCAGCCACAAAGACACCAAGCAUGGCAGUGGCCACAAAGGCAUCAGCCACGUCCCCAUCACAAAGGAGCUGCGGAACUCCCACAAGUCCAGACGGAACUUCUCCAACACCAGCUCUGCUUCAACAAAUAAGAGGCUCAGCAGGAUCAGCUCAUUCCUCAGGAACAUCAGAGUCAACCUGGCUGCCAGAGGCCUGGCCUCACAGCAAGGGUGCAAUGUGGACAUCAUGGCCAAGAAACUGGAGAGAACCGACAUGGAGGCCGUUAUAGAUACGGGACCAAAUGGCCAGGACCUGGACAUCAUUGGUUCUGUGACAUCGGAGGUUACAGAGUCAGUGACCUUUGAGGCUCAUUAA
Molecule: messenger RNA, 1749 nt
Organism: Nannospalax galili (Upper Galilee mountains blind mole rat)
Lineage: Eukaryota; Metazoa; Chordata; Mammalia; Rodentia; Spalacidae
Gene: Garin4
Product: family with sequence similarity 71 member A
Exons: 1
Coding region: 1-1749 (582 amino acids)
Cellular component (GO): nucleus
Source: RefSeq, a predicted model, not a curated record